AUGGCUCUGAGCUCUCGGGCGCACGCUUUCUCGGUGGAAUCUCUGGUGGGGAACUCUCUGAAGAGGAAACUUGAAGACGGCGAGGAUGGGAAGGCGAGGGAGCGGCCCGGCGGCACGCUGAAACAAGCCCAGAGCUCCAAGCAGAGAGAAGAGCAGCGAGCAGGGGAGGCGAGCAAGACCCGGAGUGGUCCCGGACCCACUUCCCCCGGAGGGGACUCCGAGGGUCUUCACCUGGAACUGCAGGGCUCCGAGCUUUGGAAACGAUUUCAUGAGAUUGGGACAGAAAUGAUCAUUACUAAAGCGGGCAGGCGCAUGUUUCCCGCCGUCCGGGUGAAAAUCAAAGGCCUUGAGCCGGCCAAGCAAUAUUACAUUGCCAUGGAUAUCAUCCCCGUGGAUUCGAAGAGAUACAGGUACGUCUAUCACAGUUCACAGUGGAUGGUGGCCGGAAACACCGAACAGUCUCCGUUAACCCCCCGCCUCUAUAUGCACCCCGACUCGCCAGCUUCCGGGGAGUCCUGGAUGAAACAGAUCGUCAGUUUCGAUCGGGUGAAACUUACUAACAAUGACAUGGACGAGAAGGGGCAU
This is a messenger RNA of Chiloscyllium plagiosum (whitespotted bambooshark), 585 nucleotides long. Lineage: Eukaryota; Metazoa; Chordata; Chondrichthyes; Orectolobiformes; Hemiscylliidae. The record is from RefSeq and is a predicted model, not a curated record.